Acanthosepion pharaonis is the source of this 567-nucleotide messenger RNA. Lineage: Eukaryota; Metazoa; Mollusca; Cephalopoda; Sepiida; Sepiidae. The record is from the annotation of a GenBank genome assembly.
AUGACUAACACUAGAAUUUCAGGAAUAUCUCUUCUUAACAUUGUGUUAAUCUAUCUAUCUAUCUAUCUAUCUAUCUAUCUAUCUAUCUAUCUCACUCUUUUCAUAUCUUUGCAUAUCUGUCAUUCUCUUUAUAUCACCACAUAUCAAUCAGUCUCUUCAGAUCUAUCUAUCUAUCUAUCUAUCUAUGUAUCUAUCUAUCUAUCUAUCUAUCUAUCUAUCUAUCUCAUUCUCUUCAUAUCUAUCUAUCUAUCUCAGUUUCUUCAUAUCUAUCUAUCUAUCUAUCUAUCUCUUUUCAUAUCUCUGCAUAUCUAUGUCAUUCUCUUCAUAUCACCACAUAUCUAUCAGUCUCUUCAGAUCUAUCUAUCUAUCUAUCUAUCUAUCUAUCUAUCUCAGUCUCUUCAGAUCUAUCUAUCUAUCUAUCUAUCUAUCUAUCUAUCUAUCUAUCUAUCUAUCUCAGUCUCUUCAGACCUAUCUAUCUAUCUAUCUAUCUAUCUAUCUAUCUAUCUAUCUAUCUAUCUAUCCCAUCUCUUCAGAUCUAUCUAUCUAUGUAUCUUUUUAUCUAUAUAA